UCACGGCAUCCUGCGCCGUGCGAGCGCGCUCCGAGUCCGGCGGUGUCUGGGAUUGGGUGGAGGGAGGGAGUGGUGGCGCAGGACGGAGUCACGGGAUUGGUAGAGUUCAGCGCCAAACUUGUUGACUCAUAACUGAGCUGCUCCUCUCCGUCCAUCUCGACGCGGAGCUGUCCGGGUCCAGCGGUGCUGAAACUGUCGAGCUUUCCGACGCCGCCUCCAGGGGUUGAUCUCCCAUUCUUCUGCUCCAGGUCCAAGCCUUUCCCAAAGUUGCGCUCCUUUUCUCUCGGUUUGCGUGAAAACUCCAGACCCCUCGUUUGAACGCGCCGCUCGGCAGAAAUCUCCCCACAACCCCGCCGCUCUCUCCGGGAGCGCACCGACUCUUUAGCGUCAGCCGCUCCAGCCGAGGACUCUUCGGACCGCAGCCAUGGCUUUCAUGGUGAAACACGUGGUGGGAGGGCAGCUAAAGAACCUGACGGGCGGACUGACGGAGGAGAAAUCCGAGGGGGAGAAAUCAGACGCCGCCGCGCAAGGAAUGACUCAAGAGGAAUUUGAACAAUAUCAGCAACAGUUAGAGGAGGAAAAACAAGAACGAGAAGCUAAUUUUGCCCAGAAGAAAGCAGAGAGGGCCACAGUUAGAACCCAUUUCCGGGAAAAGUACAGAUUACCAAAGAACGAGCUAGAUGAGACCCAGAUCCAACAGGCGGGGGAUGAUGUGGUGCUGCCCACAGAGCUCGCCAAGAUGAUCGCUGAGGACAACCAGGAGGAAGCACACAAGCAGUCCGUGCUGGGCCAGCUGUCCAACAUCCAGAACGUGGACAUCGAUCAGCUGAAGGACAAAGCCCAGGCCACACUGGAAGACCUUAAAAAGCAGACGGAAAACUGCAGUCUCAUGUGAAACGGGCAAAGCUGUCUUACUUGUGCGGAUAUUUAUCAGAGGCAGAACUUCUCUGGGCGUGGAAGUUUUCUCACUGCUUUAGUGGAUUGUCAGUUAGCAGAGCUGCUUAAUUAUGUGUUUCAUGGGGUGCAAAGUCUUCAGCCUAUAUGAGAUCUUUGGCUCUCUUCACAACCAGUCCAAUUCAUUUUGAGUUUUAAUCAUCCUGAAUGUCAGUCGCUUUUUCUUUUUUUUUUUUUUUACAAAAAAUAAAAGCAAAAACAAAAAUUAAACCACUUUGCACUCUGAAACAACUGAGACACAACCAGUGAGAUAAUUCUGCAGGUUUGAGCAAGUUCUCCUCUUGGUAAAUGCGCACAGUGUGUCCGAUCCUUCAUUCCCUGUAUUCCCAUCCUCCUUCGCUCUGUGUUCCUCCCCGUGGCCAGUGAUAAACACCGUGCGGUUCAGCAGCAGAGGUCGUAGCAGUCUGCAUUUUAUUCUCCUCUUUUAAUGACAAACGCGUGCAUCUCCAGUAAAGUCAGCUGCUCAGUUGGAAGGAGAACACACACGCAAGGCUUUUAUACUCAGGGCCGGCCCAACGUUGAACUGGGCCCUACGCAGAAUUUGAUUUAGGAGCCCACUUGCAGAUUGACCAUCACCCACCUGUCACCCCAGUACCACCUUUUUUUUAAUUUGCAUUGUU
Messenger RNA from Fundulus heteroclitus (mummichog), 1574 nucleotides. It is a transcript of the gene cplx3b, whose product is annotated as complexin 3b. Gene Ontology annotation, biological process: neurotransmitter transport; regulation of neurotransmitter secretion; synaptic vesicle exocytosis. Gene Ontology annotation, molecular function: syntaxin binding. The transcript is spliced from 3 exons. NCBI's taxonomy places the organism in Eukaryota, Metazoa, Chordata, Actinopteri, Cyprinodontiformes, Fundulidae. Bases 425 to 895 code for a protein of 156 amino acids. The record is from RefSeq and is a predicted model, not a curated record. Gene Ontology annotation, cellular component: terminal bouton; SNARE complex.